AGGAACCAGAAAAACAAAACCCCUUUGGAGAGAGAGAGAGAUGAGUCAAGCUUUUCCAUCAUACUGUAUUUGGAAAUACAGUAGUUGUGAACCCAGAAUACAUAACGCGUCAUAUCCUUCUGCCAGCUUUGGUAACAGGGCAAAUUUUCAAUCUACCGUUUGGGGAUCAUAUAGAGAGCGAGAGAGAACAUUAAUUAUGAGGCCAUUAGCAUUAAUGGAUCCUUCAGCUUCACGUCCUUUGGCGGAUUUUCAUUCAACCACUUGGGGACACCAUUUCCUCAAUUUUCAAUUGCAGGAAAUUAGUACCCAAGAAAAACUUGAACUUGAAGAAUUAAAAGAAAUAGUGAGGAAAAUGUUGGUGGAAACUCCUGAUAAUACUACACAAAAACUUGUAUUGAUAGAUACAAUUCAACGACUGGGAAUCGCAUAUCAUUUCGAUAAUGAGAUUGAAACAUCCAUUCAGAACAUCUUCGAUGCGAUUGAGAAUAAUGUUGACGACAACCUUAACGUCGUUGCUCUUCGUUUCCGACUUGUGAGGCAACAAGGCCAUUACAUGUCUUCAGAUGUGUUCAAGAAAUUCACUAACAGCGACGGAAUAUUCAUGAGAACCCUUGUUAAUGAUGUCGAAGCAUUCUUAAAUCUGUACGAAGCAGCACAUCUGAGAGUGCAUGGGGAGGAGAUUCUUGAAGAAGCUCUAAUCUUUACCACCACUCAUCUCGAGUCCAUGUUACCCAACUUGAGCAACUCACUUAAGGCUCAAGUUACUCAAGCCUUAAGCCACCCAAUUCGCAAAGCCAUACCAAGGUUGGCAGCAAGGAAAUACAUAGACAUUUAUAAAGGCAUGGAAUCGCACAAUGAUUUGCUUUUGAAAUUUGCCAAAUUUGAUUUUAACAUGCUACAAAAGCUGCAUCAAAGAGAGAUUAGCGAGCUUACAAGCUGGUGGAAAGAUUUGGACCUUGUAAACAAAUUCCCAUACGCAAGAAACAAAUUAGUGGAGGGUUACUCUUGGACAUUGGCAUUGUACUUUGAGCCUCGAUUUAGUCGUGCGAGAAUAAUGUUGUUAAAAGUCUUCAAAAUGCUCUCCAUAUGUGAUGAUACCUAUGAUGCAUAUGCAACCUUUGAUGAACUUGUGCUUCUCACCGAUGCGAUACAGAGAUGGGACAUAAGUGCCAUGGAUUCAUUACCGCCAUAUAUGAGACCAUUUUACCAAGCCAUGCUUGACGUCUUCAAUGAAAUGGAAGAAGUAUUGGCCAAAGAAGAUAAAUCAGAUCGCAUCUACUAUGGAAAAUUCGAGGUGAAAAAGCUGGCGAGAGCCUAUUUUAAAGAGGCCAAAUGGUUAAAUGCUGGCUACAUUCCAACAUGUGAGGAGUAUAUAGAAAAUGCGAUUGUAAGCAAUACCUUUAUGGCGCUUGGAACACUUUCCUUGAUUGGUAUGGAGGAACUUAUAACAAAAGACAUUUUUGAAUGGAUCACAAGUGAGCCUUCAAUUGUUCGAGCGUCAUCAACCAUCUGUAGAUUAAUGGACGAUAUUAGUGAUCAUGAAGUUCAGCAACAAAGAGGACAUGUAGCUUCAAUUAUAGAAUGCUUUAUGAAAGAAUAUGGAGCUUCAAAGGAAGAGGCCUAUGUUAAGUUUCGGAAGGAAGUGAGGAAUUCGUGGAAAGACAUAAAUAAGGCAUUACUCCGCCCCACUGAAGUACCAACAUUUGUUCUCGAACGAGUUUUAAAUCUUGCACGUUCAAUGGAUACUCAUUUCCAAGAUGAAGAAGAUGGAUACACAGAUUCGACUUCCAAAAGCAAAGACGUUAUUACCUUGUUGCUUGUUGAACCUGUCAAUAUAUGACGAUCAUAAUGUAUGCAUAUGCACCAUUGACCGAGUAUUCGGAGCAAAUGGGGAAAUGUUUUGCAAUGGUUUUCAUUAAUUAAAUAGUUUGUGUUUGUUUCCGGGGAAGAAUAAAGAUAAAAGGCAAGUUCAACAA
This is a messenger RNA of Nicotiana attenuata, 1976 nucleotides long. Its product is annotated as germacrene C synthase-like. The record is from RefSeq and is a predicted model, not a curated record. Gene Ontology annotation, molecular function: terpene synthase activity; magnesium ion binding. Lineage: Eukaryota; Viridiplantae; Streptophyta; Magnoliopsida; Solanales; Solanaceae. Gene Ontology annotation, biological process: diterpenoid biosynthetic process. The coding region runs from base 41 to 1840 and encodes 599 amino acids. The transcript has 6 exons.